UAAUUUUGUUGCUAAAUGUUUCUUAAAACGGAAGCAAACUGAACGACAACGAGGAAGAACCUAACUGAAUUAGUCCAAUAGAAACUCUCGUUUUCGUUGUAAAAAACGCAACUGUUUACAACUGUGUGGACGAAUGAUUACACCCACGGUCUCGUAAAGCAGGAGAUACGCGUUUGCACCGAUACAACUGAAGAGAAAGCAGUACCAAGUAUUAUCGUGCGCCGGAUCAGUGGAACAACAGCGAGCAAAUAGAACGGAAGGAAUGUACCAGCGACGGUGUUCAACUAUUAGAUCAGCAGCUUGAUCAACUGUGUCCGGCGCUGGAUCCGCUACAUUAGGCCUGAUGGAGCUGGGCACUCGCCGAGCGCUGACCACUGAGGAACACCCGCCACACUCUGCCCCCCACUGCCAACCUUGAAGUGAGGGACCCUCUGCUUCUCCCCCCCCUAUCCCCUUCCCUUCUCCCCUCCUCAUCCUCUACUCCAACAUUACCUCCUCUGAUACACCUCCAUCCUCACCCCUCCGUGGUCCUGAGAUGGUGAUGAUGGGGAAGCUGAAGCAGAACCUGCUGGUGGCCUGUCUGGUCAUCAGCUCAGUCACAGUCUUCUACUUGGGUCGUCACGCCAUGGAGUGUCACCACCGCAUCGAGGAGCGCAGCAGCCAGCUUGGGGACCAAGGGGUUCUGGGGGGCCUUCAGGGGCCGGGAGGGGUCCUCCUGGGCGGCUCGUUGGGCUCCUCCAUCCUGCGGGGCUCUGGUCCCGGGGCCCAUAACCUCUCCGCUCCAUUCGUCUACAACAAGGACAUGCCCCUAGUGUUCAUUGGAGGGGUUCCCAGGAGUGGGACCACGUUGAUGAGAGCCAUGCUGGACGCUCACCCAGAGGUUCGUUGUGGAGAGGAGACCAGGGUUAUUCCACGUAUCCUGGCCAUGAAACAGAUGUGGUCGCGGUCGGGGAGGGAGAAGAUGCGUCUGGACGAGGCUGGGGUGACGGACGAGGUCCUGGACGCCGCCAUGCAGGCCUUCCUCCUAGAGGUCAUCGUGAAGCACGGCGAACCCGCCAACUUCCUCUGUAACAAGGACCCCUUCGCUCUGAAGUCCCUCUCCUAUCUGGCUAAGAUUUUCCCGCACGCCAAGUUCGUGCUAAUGAUCCGGGACGGACGCGCCUCGGUCCAUUCGAUGAUCUCGCGUAAGGUGACGAUCGCUGGCUUUGACCUGGGCAGCUACAGAGACUGCCUGACCAAGUGGAACAGGGCCAUAGAGACCAUGUACACUCAGUGCCUGGAUGCCUCAGACAAGUGCCUGCCGGUGCAUUAUGAACAGCUGGUGCUCCAUCCAGAGAAGUGGAUGAGGACGCUGCUCAAAUUCCUGGACAUUCCCUGGAACGAGGCGGUGCUUCACCAUGAGGAACUCAUAGGGAAAGCAGGUGGUGUUUCCCUCUCCAAGGUGGAGAGGUCUACAGACCAGGUGAUCAAGCCGGUCAACGUGGAGGCCUUAUCCAAGUGGGUGGGCAAGAUCCCUGCGGACGUACUGAGAGACAUGCCCGUCAUCGCCCCCAUGUUGUCCCGUCUGGGGUACGACCCCCACGCCAACCCUCCCAACUACGGCCGGCCAGACCCCAAGGUCCUUGACAACACCAGGAGGGUCUUUAAAGGUGAAUUUCAGCUACCUGAGUUUCUAAGAGAACAAUCUCAGCUUCAGAAGACUCCAGAGAAACCUAACCCGCCACAGGUGGAGCCAGACUAGGCAGCGAUGGACUGAGGAAGAUAUACAAUAAACUCAACAUCAUCUUUUGGGGACCUUCGUGCUUUUCCAUGGACACGACUUGAUAUAACCGUGACACACACACACACACACACACACACACACACACACACACACGUUAGCCUGUGUCUGUGGGGACCGGACCACCUUUGCUUGGAGAACUCUUUGGCCUUCGAUGUUGUACUGUAAACUAAUGAUGUGUUUUGUCACUAAAAUGGUGACCAGAGAAUGUUGAUGUUAUGUUUCUUUCUUGCCUAGGGCUGCAAAAUUCUGGCAACUUUCAAAAGAUUCCUAGAUUUUUCCAGAAGAUUCCGGAGUUCAGCAAGAAAUCUGUAAUCCUACAACUAGGAUUUCUGGAAAACAUUUUGAAAUUUGAGGGAAAGUUUGCAGAAUUUUGCAACACUAUUCUUGUCACACCACGCUCAUCUGGAUUUGUAGUUUUUCUGGUUUUCUUCUGGCUAUAAAAAAAAAUCUGUGAUUCUGUUGUAAGAAACUACAGUGGACUUUAAAUGUAAAUCAAAAAAAAAAAGUACAGUAUUUAUAGAUGAAAUUUAGCUUUUUGAAGAUGCUAUAUCUAUUUUAAUGUUUCAUUUUGUUUUUACAUGCCUUUUGUAUCUUACAAGUCCAUGGGUACUGUGAUGUACAAGAUCCUAGUUAAGUAUUGACAGUGAUAAAAGAUAGCAUUUUG
Oncorhynchus gorbuscha (pink salmon) is the source of this 2447-nucleotide messenger RNA. Its product is annotated as protein-tyrosine sulfotransferase 1. Gene Ontology annotation, molecular function: protein-tyrosine sulfotransferase activity. The record is from RefSeq and is a predicted model, not a curated record. Gene Ontology annotation, cellular component: Golgi apparatus. The transcript has 6 exons. Lineage: Eukaryota; Metazoa; Chordata; Actinopteri; Salmoniformes; Salmonidae. The coding region runs from base 536 to 1741 and encodes 401 amino acids. Gene Ontology annotation, biological process: peptidyl-tyrosine sulfation.